Messenger RNA from Saccostrea echinata, 3884 nucleotides. RefSeq lists its product as uncharacterized. Bases 1 to 3321 code for a protein of 1106 amino acids. The transcript has 21 exons. Lineage: Eukaryota; Metazoa; Mollusca; Bivalvia; Ostreida; Ostreidae. The record is from RefSeq and is a predicted model, not a curated record.
AUGGUACAUGGAGGUUAUCAACUGAAUCUGUUGAGCGACGCCGAGGAACCGAUCUAUAAUCUGACUGUCGGAGACGAUUUUAUCGGAUCUUCUGACCCUACGCGGCGGUACCAUGAAGUGACGUUACCAUUGGAUGAGUGUAGAAACUGUUCAAUACAGCUGCUCAGACAGGCGGGAGAAUGGAGUGCGGGAAAUUGUGGCCAGUAUAUAUUCUGGUCCUGCGCAGACGUCAAUAUCGUUCAGACUGCCCCAGGAAGUGACCUGUGUAAUGGUUUUCCACUGGAAAAUGAAGAAUGUGUAUGUAAAAAACCCUACCGAGGACCAAAGUGCCAGUACAAAGAUGAUUGUGAAACGGACGCAGAUUGCUCUGGACACGGAGAGUGCUCGACUUCUGAGGACUUUUAUCAGAAAAAGUACUGCUUCUGUGACAUUGGGUACUUUGGCAAAAAUUGUGAAAGAGAAUCUUCAAUCAAAUCUUUCAAUCUGGACAUGAGUAAAUACACAUAUACUGAUCUUUCCUCUAGGUUCCAACUCCUACACAGAAUUCUACAUCAAGAGGAAGAAAUAGAAGUUGUCUUGAAGGUGAAAACUGACACGUGGGUAGGAAUCGGAUGGAAACCAACAAAUUUCAGAUCAGGGUGUCAACACUUCCCGUAUCUUCCUGGCUACACUCCUGGAGCGACAGAUUCUAACAGUACAGCGGAGCCGGAAGUAACGUCAGAACCGGAAGUGACAUCAGAACCAGAACCAAAAACUAAGCCUGAACCAGAAGUAACACCAGAACCAACUUCCUGUCAAGGAAGUCAUAAAUCAUGUGACCAAGCCAGCUGCCCAUAUGAACUCACAUGGAUCCAGAAUCCUGCUACAGAUGAUAUCACGUUUACAAUGACUGCAGAUGUUCGUGACACUGAAUGGCUUGCUGUCGGGUUUUCAGGUGAUCAGAAAAUGGAGAACACAGAUGUGUAUCUAGGCUGGGUGGAUUCAUCAAGUAAAGUGGUCCUUACAGACAGGUUUGCAAGGGGCUCGUAUUAUACAGAGCCAGACAUAGAUGCAACCCAGAAUGUGUACAAUGUUUCCGGGAGUCGGGUGAGCGAGAAGACCUCGAUCACGUUUACUCGGAAAUUGGUCACUGGAGACAGUGCAGACUACUCCCUAUCUGAUGGGAACUGCUGGCACUACAUUAUGGCGUGGGGAGGAUCCUAUAACUCUAGUACAGGGAAAGCUUCCCGCCAUCGAGAUAAAGUGGUAUCAACUAAAAAGAUUUGUCUGAAAAGCUGUGACUCUAAACCAAAACCAGAGACAACAGCCGAACCACAGUCAUCUGCUGAACCCGAAUCAACAGCUGAACCUGAAACAACUGCUGAACCCGAAUCAACAGUUGAACCUGAAUCAACUGCUGAGCCCGAGUCAACAGCUGAACCUGAGUCAACAGCUGAACCUGAGUCUUCUGCCGAACCUGAAUCGACUGCCGAACCCGGGUCAACAGCUAAACCCGAGUCAACAGCUGAACCUGAAUCGUCAGCCGAACCUGAGUCAACAUCAGAACCUGAGUCCACUGCUGAACCAGAGGCAACUGUUGAACCAGAAGCAACAGCUGAACCAGAAAAUACUGCUGAACCAGAGCCAUCUGGAAACUGUGGAAGAGGAGUCUUUGCUGGCAGUAGUGACACAACUGGAAAUGUACCUCAUCCAAUGGACUGCACUGAUAUGGUUAUUGGUGCUGCCCGAGGUAUGAGAAGUUGGAUUGGGGACUAUUACACACGAGGGAGGUCCACCCCACAGAGAGAUGAAUUUUACGGAGGUACAGAAAGCUUGACGGCUGCCAGUGGGUUUGAGCGUUCUGGGUAUACCUACAUUAUUUUCCGGAGGAAACUUAGAGCCUAUGAGAGGACUGAUUAUAACAUAAGCGAUAACUUUAUGAGUGUGAUCUGGGCACAAGGACAAGACAAGGGGAAUUACAUUCAUAUUCCUAAAACAGGGAUAGAUGUUGUUUCUACAGCAUCAGACCCUAACUUCUACAAACAGGAUGAACUAAGAUACCAUGGGCAUGCUGAUCACAGGGGAACAAGGACCAUGAACUUUUUUGACGGCAACAGAGAAAAUACCCAGCCUCCUUCAGAGUGUAAAAAUCAAUGGGGAAGAUGUUUAGGGAAUAGUGACGUCAAUUGCUUCUUGGUCAGGUGGACAUAUGACACUGACCGGAUUACAUUUACAUUAAAAGCCUACCUAGAAAGGAACCAAUGGGUUGGAAUAGGGUUCAACGACAAGCAGGCUAUGGGCGGAGCUGACGUAAUUGUGGGAUGGAGAAGAGAAAACGGUGAUACCGUUAUUCAGGACAGAAAAGCCAGUGGUUACUCUGAACCACCACUAGAUACUCAACAAGAUGUUACAUUGAUAUCGAGCGCUAGAGAAGAUUCCAUCACGACCUUGAAUUUUAGUAGACCUUUGGCGACAAAUGAUGCAAACGAUUUCUCUCUGUCAUACAACUGUGCCUAUUUCAUCUUUGCGAAAGGAGGAACCUACACCAGUAGCAAUGGAAUUACAUACCAUGACAACACCCCCAUCAUAUCCAACAAAAAGAUCUGUAUUCCGGACAAUACCCCGUGUACUGAGGUAACAGAGACCAGUUCGACAACCACCACAGAAGCACCUGUUCAGCGGACGGAGGUUCGAGCUGAAUUCAGAAUAACCAACACGGCAUGGAAUGCUAGGCUGGCGGACAUGACGAGUCCAGAGUACACAGCACUAGUGGGAAAACUACAUACAGCUCUGGUCACUCUGUUCAGCAAUAUAACAGGAUUUUUGGACGUAAAGAUUCUAAAAUUCAGGCCCGGUAGUGUGAUAGUGGAGUAUGAUAUCAUCAUGGCGGGAGAUCAGGUGACCGCAUCACGUGGGGCGACUGAUUUGACAGAGAGGCUGAAAGCCCAGAGUCAGCUGGGUGAUUUCACACUGGAUAAAGAUAGCGUGAAAUUGGUCCAACCAAAGCCUGUGGAAGAAGAAGAGAAGACACUUCCGGUUCCUUUAAUCAUCAUCAUCGCCAUCUCCGCCGCCGGCGUUUUCUUGAUACUUUGUCUUGGCACUUGUAACUGUAUCAGAGUUCGUCACCAGAAACAGAAAGAAAAUGAUUAUACACAAAUAAUCCCCAAGAAUCAAGGCAAUGCACCAUCGUUAUCAUAUGACGAAUGGUCACGACAACAACAGUUUGAUAAUCCUUCCUACACCAAUGGAUACGGUGAAGAAGGCGGUAAAACAAAGGAAUUCAGUACAAACCCUGAUCAACGAAAAGAAACUGGUUCUUUCAUCAGACCUUAUGUGGCAUAGUCAUCUACGCAGAUCAAGGCAAUGUCAUUCACACUAUGCUUACUUUGCUGAGAAGUAUACUCCCAGAUAUGAAAUAAUCAAAGAGCGCUAUGAUUAAACUGCAUAAGACAUAGUGAAUUUGUUUUCAAUACGCAUACAUGUGCUUUUAUAACUUAUUAGUAACUGAAUACUGUGUGUGCCAUAGUAGUUAUUUUUUGUUAGAUUAUUUGUUAGCUUUGGGGAUUUUAUGACAAUAUAUCGGUAUUCAACAGCAUAAUAUAUCAAUAUAACAGAGUAUUUGUAAUGUUCUUUCAUCAUACAUAUUCUAAUGUCUCUUAUGUAUAUGUGUAUAUGAUAUAUAUGUGUAUAUGAUAUUUAUAUUGAACUUUAUUUUCUAAGAUGUAAUGGUCCUUGACAUUAUCUGUCAUGACUUGCUGGACAAGUCACUAUUUUAAAGAAAUGAAAAGAGUGGCCUCCUCUUUUCUGUGAGUGUAACUCUUAAUAGAGUUCUAUUUCCUUGCAUUUCAUGUUUCUUAUUAUGUAUUUUUCAAUUUUAUUUUGAUAUUAAAUAUAUUCAACUUUAA